UUAUCCUCUAUUUUUUCAACCGAUCUCGUUGCGAUCUUUAUUCUCAUCGAACGGUUCGAUCGAUGACGGACUUCCGGUUGUCCCCUGUCCCGGAACCGACGAAAAACUGGCCAGGAACGGAGUGAUCGUCGAGCUAAGCUCGACGGUGGCAGAGGGACGCGUUGAGGAACGAUCAUGGGCAACAACACCACGAAGAACCACUACUCGAAGAGCCUGGCUGCCGGCAGCAGCGCCUCCAGAAGACCACGUUGGGAGGGAUCAGGUCUCCCAGCUCCACCAGGGAAGCCGAUUUUAAUACCAGGGGCGGACGAGUCCCAACCAGAAGUAGUGGCCAUUCGUUGGGAGAGGUCACCGAGUAACGGUGGCUCGGCCAUUGUCGGCUACCUGGUCGAGCACAGGAGGCUCGGCUCGCAGCAUUGGGUACGCAGCACACCAGGGCUUUGCACCUUUCCGGAACUGACCUUGAGCGGCCUCGAGCCAGGAUGGCGGUACCAAUUCAGGGUCAGGGCACAGAACACCGUAGGUCUGUCGCGACCCAGCGAGAUCUCCGAUUCACUGACUGUGACCUUGCAAAGGUCCGCCGCUUCUGCGCCGUCCUUCGAUGUCGAACUCGAGGACACGACGGUCCUCGAAAACGAGCAGGCAGAAUUCGAGGUACGAUUUAGUGGGACGCCGCUGCCGAAGAUUUCGUGGUUCAAAGAUGGCUUCGAAAUCUUCAGCAGCAGGCGAACCAGGAUCGUCACUGACAGCGGCAGAAGUGUCCUCCUUAUCCAUCAAACUGCACUGAACGACGAGGGCGAAAUAAAAUGCACGGCCACCAAUAGAGCAGGGCAUACUAGUACCAAAGCCAGACUAAUGCUGGAAGCUCCUCCAAAAAUACGGCUUCCACGCCAAUACGAGGACGGUCUGCUGUUCGAACAGGACGAAACUAUCAGAUUGAAGGUAUCCAUGGCUGGAAGGCCUCCGCCCACUGUGCUUUGGUUUCAUGAUGGAGAACUGAUCACCAACGACGGGAGGCAUGUCUUCGAAACGAUGGACAGUGAAUCGAUUCUAAAGAUACCGGAUGCCAAACGCAUUGACAGGGGAGAGUACACGGUCAAGGCCAUAAAUAAACUCGGGGAGGACAUAACUUCGUUUCUGGUCACAGUUACAGAUCGCCCCGCUGCACCUGGAAAAGCAACGGUCACGAUGACCCUGGGCAGAUCGGUGACGUUAUCGUGGCAGGAACCUGAGGACGACGGUGGUUGCAAAAUAGGAACGUACAUCGUCGAGUACUACAGAGUUGGCUGGGAUGUGUGGCUGAAGGCGACCACUAGCAGACAGACUAAAGCAACGUUAUCGGAAUUGAUCGAGGAAUCAGAGUACAAGUUUCGAGUGAAGGCUGAGAAUCCUUACGGGGUCAGCGGACCUAGCGAAGAAAGCGACGUGAUCUUCAUUCCAGAUUUAAAGAGAGGUAUAACGACACCGUCCAUCGGCGGGAAGUCGCAGAGUCACCGAGAAAUUAGAUCGCGCGAGAAACGAGAGGUGAGCUUCGCUGUGCCGACCCAAAGGACCAGAAGCUUAACCAGAGAGGAAGGUCGUGCGCGGGACGAAGACGACGAAGGACGUUUCGGACCAAGUAGCCGAUCGGUGUCGGCUCAAAGGCUCAGUCGACCAUCCAGAGCCGACAGUAGAGUCACAUUUGCCCUGGACACGUUCGACAAAUCGGGCACACCCAUUCCUCCGGCAAGAUCGAAGGAUCAUUCCACUUCAAAGCUCGACACACGGGGUGAGAAUCACGUAGAUCGACCGAAUAUUAACGUGGACCUGACGAAUAUCGAGAAUCUGGAUCAAAACAAAGACACCCUACCGGUAACGAGGUCUACAACCGUCACAGUUUCCCCACCCCUGAUGGAUGAGGCCAGUAGACGUUCGGUAUUCAGAGAGUCUCGAUCUCGAUCAGUGUCCAUGUCACGAGAGCGUAGCAUGUCUCCUCUAUCGAUGCCCAAGAUUCAAGAAGAAGAACCUUCCACGAAUUCCGCGCGUAUUCUUCGUCCCUCGUUGAGCUUGACCUUGAAGAAGCAGCAAGCAUUAGUCGACGAACCCGAACCAUCGUUCCUCAAGACAAACUCUUUGGAAGAGAAAUCAAGUUCGCCGUUGACCCCUAGAGAGGAUGAUGAAAGCAUAAUGCAUGGAAGCUCAGAGUUCAUGUUGGUGUUGUACACUGACGACCAGGACAAGAAACUCGUGGACAACGAUGGUAGGCGAAAAAGUAUAGAAGCAAGGCAAAGUGCAACAGAGGAGGUAGAAGAUAUGGAAGACCUCAUUCCGCCGCCUAUGUCGCUAUCGCUCCCGGAACUAUUUAGCGCCGAGCAUCAAGUGGUAGAGACACUCCGAGAAGCGGUCAGUUCCACGGAGCUGCUUCACGAAAGGGCAAUGGAGCGGUUUUACCGCGCGGUGGCAGCCGAGGAGGCUUCCGAGAUCGCCAAAAGAAAGACGCAGGUCGAGAGGAAAACUGGGGAAUUGGCGUCAACCGUGGACGAGAAAACAGACAUAGAUACCGAUACUCAAGAUACUAGACGAUCGUCCCUAUUACGUCGACUGUCUAACCCUGGCGUCACUGCUCAGAAUCUGAUCUCCUGGCAGACGAAGAAAAACCGCAGGAGAUCCAGCGAAGGUCAACCAGAAGUACUCAAGUCGCCAUUGAAAUCAAUAACCCCUAGUUUGCUGCCUGCUGUGGAGGCAAAAUCGGAUCCAAACCUGCCCAGCGAUUCCGAGACUCCAACAGGUGUCAGGGGGUUGGACAACGAGGAGGACGCGGCCAGGCAACUGCGCAGGUGGCACGACAGCAACGUGCCAUUGGUCGAGGAGAAACAGGAAGAGAAAUCGAUACCCUGGAGGGCUGACACCACUGAAGAAGCUCUGCGCAGCGAGGGAGUGGUUCCGACGAUCCAACCAUUCGCACAGCCAGAGGCAAGGGACUUAGAAGAGGAUGAAGAGAGCAUUGAGAGUUCCGAGGCAUCGUCUGCUAUUAGCAGCGCUGACAGCGAAGAUUUGAAACUGCUGAAGGCGAGGAUCCUGGCUAGACAAGUUUUAGAGGAAGAAGACACGUACCAUCCACGAGGUAGACCGGUUCUGCACGUCGAAAUAGAGCCACCAAUGGUUCCGCCACAUCGAAUACCGAUAUUGGACUCACCCACUAACCUAGUCCCGAAAUCGAUACUGAAGAAGCCUAAAGAGGAGCCGAUUCCUGUCAACAGCUUCGGUAGACCGAUUCCACCUGAGAAACCGAUCAGGAAGAUCCCACCCCACCAAGUCCAACAAGGUACUGAGAAGGAAGAGGAUAUUAGUGAUACACAGCCUAUCCUCGUACACGAAUCUUUGAAGACACCUGUUAUGUCAGACUCCGAUACAGACAGCGUUCUAUCGGCUGGAGAAGCAGCGAAGAACCGCAGGAUCCAAGCGAAAACGAAGUCAGUACCAUCUGAGGAAGAGGUCGACGAAGAGGACAUCGAGGCGAGAAUGGCGGUGGUUAAUCACUACACUGAAAUCGUCCGGGAGCACUCGAGUCGUUUCAGUUACAGAAGCUCCGAAGAAAGAAAGCCCGAUGACAGUUUGGCUAGCUCCCGUAGAUCGUCGUUCUCGGAGGAUCAAGAACCCAAGAACCAGACGAAACGAACAGUAGCGAAGAAAGAAAAUAAGAUCGAUAAACAGGAACGGCAAGCUGAUCAGAAACCCAAAAAGAGUGCUGGCUCCCGUGGAACAACCCCAGCUAGGGAAACGAAGCCUGUUAAGGAGAAACGAUCCAGCAGACCGCCAUCGAGGAACGAAUCUCCCGCGCCAAGGUCGAGGAACGUGUCUGUCGAAAGAGGUGGCGCAUCCUCAAGGUCGUCCUCCAAGACCAGAGUCCGAGCUCCGUCCCAAGAUAGAAAACCUCCUUCGAGAACAGACUCCGAGGAUCAACGAUACGUCAGAGAAAAAUCUGUCGAAGAAGGUCCUCGAAGAUCAAGGAAACCUUCCUCGAGGGCACACUCGAGGUCCAGCUCCAGAGACAGAAAGAGACCAGAGACCCCAGUAGAGCUGAAGAUGGAACGUCUGCAAAGAGCCCUAGAAAGCAAGAAGUAUCGUUCAUCCAGACGCGGUUCCGCCGCCGACAGGGAAUAUACCGAUGUGCAGAAUCGAGUGAACGAAGAACAAUUGGCGUUGGAAGCCAAGAAGAACGUUAGGUUCACGGUCAGCUACGUCACCGAUCUGACGCUGCUGAUGGCCGCCGUUUACGUUUACCUGUUCAAGAAGGAGACCCUGGCGAUUCCGUUCAUCGCGCUCCUACUGUACAGGCGGGUCCAGCAUGAAAUACGCGGACGAUUGUCUCGCGGCUGGUGGUGGUCGAAACGGAAACAAUGA
Molecule: messenger RNA, 4383 nt
Organism: Dufourea novaeangliae
Lineage: Eukaryota; Metazoa; Arthropoda; Insecta; Hymenoptera; Halictidae
Gene: MnM
Product: titin homolog
Exons: 11
Coding region: 175-4383 (1402 amino acids)
Molecular function (GO): protein binding
Source: RefSeq, a predicted model, not a curated record